Molecule: messenger RNA, 449 nt
Organism: Wasmannia auropunctata (little fire ant)
Lineage: Eukaryota; Metazoa; Arthropoda; Insecta; Hymenoptera; Formicidae
Product: elongation of very long chain fatty acids protein 4-like
Exons: 2
Coding region: 32-427 (131 amino acids)
Biological process (GO): fatty acid elongation, polyunsaturated fatty acid; fatty acid elongation, saturated fatty acid; fatty acid elongation, monounsaturated fatty acid
Cellular component (GO): endoplasmic reticulum membrane
Molecular function (GO): fatty acid elongase activity
Source: RefSeq, a predicted model, not a curated record
AGAACAUAUAUCUGCCGGUUGGUUUUCAGAAAUGAGUUUUAUAUGUGGACGACGUGAUGAAGCUCUUGAACACUCUAAAAGUAAUGUGAUUAAGCUAUUCAAUAUAAUUUGGUGGUUACUUUUACUAAAACUUUUUGAUUAUGUCGAAACCUGCGUAUUUGUAUUGAGAAAGAAACAAAACCAAGUUUCUACUUUGCACGUGUAUCAUCAUGUAUCUAAUGUGACAUUUGGCUGGUUUUAUUUAAAGUACAUUUUGGAUGAAAGGGCGACAUUUAUUUCAUUGGUCAAUUGUGCUGUGCACGUAAUCAUGUACAUUUACUAUUUCCUCGCUGCAUGGAAUCUGGAAUUCCAACAGAUGUUAUCUCCCAUUAAACCAUAUAUAACUAAGUUGCAGAUGGCAAGUAUAAAUACAAUAUUUUAUAAUUAAAUUGCACGCGUAAUGUUAUUAU